AUGGCCGACGCCAAACCAGCCGUUCUGAUUGUCGGUGGUCUCGGCUUCAUCGGUCGACACCUCGCCCUAUACAUCCAUGAAAACAACCUAGCUUCGGAAGUCCGCCUGGUAGACAAAGUCCUCCCCCAACUAGCCUGGCUAGCCCCAGAGUUCGCAGAAGCAUGCUCAAAGGAUAAAUUCGUCCAAGCCGAUGCCAGUCGUGAACAACACUUCCCGCGCAUCUUCGACCGAACCAAUGGCCAACAAUUCGACUACGUGAUCAACUGCGGCGGCGAAACAAGACACUCCCAACCAGACGACGUCUACGAAGUGCGCAGUUGCCGCUUAACAAUCGCUCUAGGUAAAGAAAUCGCCCGUCGCCGCAUUCCCGCCUUCAUCGAAUGCUCCACCGCCCACGUCUACAAGAGCGGCUCCACCCCCCGAAAGGAGGACGACAAGCUCGCCCCCUGGCACAAACUCGCAGACUGGAAAUUGAAGGCUUCAGAGGAAUUGCGCAAAAUCCCGGAUCUGCAGUACUGCGCCCUGCGCUUGCCCCACGUCUACGGCGAGUAUGACCCGGGCUACUUCGCUACGGGCAUCUGUCUCUCGGCCGUCCAUAAAGAACUCAAACAGGAUUUGGUCCUGCUGCACACCAAGGACUUGAAGAUCAAUACCCUGCACGUUAAGGACGCAGCAAGUGCAUUGUUCGAGGCUGCCAAGUGGCGCGCGAAGGCCGGGUUCAUUGAUAUGAGCAAAGGGCCGAUUGCGUUCAAUGUUGUCGAUAAAAAUGAUACAAAACAGGAACAUGUGGCUAAGGCUUUGACGGAAGUUUUCGGCCUCAAGGUCUCGUUCAUUGGGUCGCUUGCGUCCCAGCUUGCGAAGUUGAACUUGGACGAUGUUGUCGAUGAGAUGAACGAGGUUAGCUUGCAGAUUUGGGCGGAGCUGAUCGAGAAGGCGAAUAUCACGCGCCCGGGCCCGAUUAGUCCGUUCCUGGAACGGGAUGUGCUCAAAGAUCAGGAUAUGUCGAUUGAUGGGUCCAAGUUUGAGAAUGCAACUGGUUGGACGCCGGCAUAUCCCACAUUUGGCGCGCACAGCAUUCUCGAGAUCGUCAAUAGCUACAAGCGCAUGGGCUGGUGGCCCUUAUGA
Messenger RNA from Penicillium soppii, 1125 nucleotides. RefSeq names its product NAD-dependent epimerase/dehydratase family protein. The record is from RefSeq and is a predicted model, not a curated record. NCBI's taxonomy places the organism in Eukaryota, Fungi, Ascomycota, Eurotiomycetes, Eurotiales, Aspergillaceae. Bases 1 to 1125 code for a protein of 374 amino acids. The transcript is spliced from 3 exons.